CAGUAGGUCGGAUGCAGGCUGGGAAGACUAACUCGCUGAGCAUCACAACCUCCCGUCAGUGAUAUUCGUUGUAACCGGCUGUUGUCCGCAAGAUGACGGCGCAUUCGUUCACCAUCCCUAUGAUCGUCUUCACGACCUUUUGGGGCCUCAUCGGUAUCGCAGCUCCUUGGUUUGUCCCUAAGGGCCCUAAUCGAGGUGUUGUUAUAACUAUGCUGGUAACAACAGCGGUGUGCUGUUAUCUUUUCUGGCUUGUGGCCAUUUUAGCUCAGGUGAAUCCUCUGUUUGGGCCCCAACUGAAGAAUGACACCAUCUGGUAUAUCCGAUUUGUGUGGGAGUGAAAGGAUCAGAGUUGCAGCUUAGUAAAGAACAUAUUUUAUAGUAGACAGACGUCAUCAGAAUUCCUGCAUUUGUUUGUAAUAAAAGUGGAAUCUAAUUUUGAGAAACGGAAUGAAGACAACAGCUCCCCGAAAACAACAAACCUAUUUAUUUACUGUUAUCCUGAAGGUUUCUGAAUGUUGUGUAUUUUUUGUGUUUACAAAACAGAAAGUGUUUUGACAAGAUACUAUAUAGCUGACAUAUGUUGUGCACUGACUUUGUACAAUGACCAAUGAGUAUAAUUGCUAAGUAAAUUAAUUACUGUAAAAAAACCACGGGUAUAUGUGACAUUUAUAUGGUUUUCUUGCAACAGUCACCAAAACUAUAGCCACUGGCUUCAUUAUACAAAUCGAGGCUCACAGAGCUUCCAUUAAUUUUAAAACCUUGCAAAUUGCCUGAAAAUAAAGAAUCUUAUGCUCACAA
This is a messenger RNA of Bombina bombina (fire-bellied toad), 798 nucleotides long. RefSeq names its product V-type proton ATPase subunit e 2. Gene Ontology annotation, molecular function: proton-transporting ATPase activity, rotational mechanism. Gene Ontology annotation, biological process: proton transmembrane transport. NCBI's taxonomy places the organism in Eukaryota, Metazoa, Chordata, Amphibia, Anura, Bombinatoridae. The transcript is spliced from 4 exons. Gene Ontology annotation, cellular component: proton-transporting V-type ATPase, V0 domain. The record is from RefSeq and is a predicted model, not a curated record. The coding region runs from base 93 to 338 and encodes 81 amino acids.